AAAUCCUGUUCCUUUAAUGUUUCAAGAAGGCAAUUCAAAUAUAAAGCAACAAAAUGGUUAAAACGCGUAAAAAACAAUUGAUAAAAUCUUCGGCUAAUUAUGUUUCGUUGAAUUCAGCGUAUCGGCUGCGCAAUAAGGAAACUGUACCCACGAAAAUUCGGCGUCCCGACUUUGACGCCUCAAAUGCCACGCUUUGCAAGAGAAAAUGCGUUGUACUUCUCAAGCGAAGCAAACUCCCAGUAAACAAACCUAUGUCCACAUCAUUUCAAACAAAUGAUAAUGCUCUUAGCAGUGAGAAUUUCAAAAAUGUUGCACGGCCCAGAGAGCCCUCACCAGUGAUGGAAAGCGCCCUUGAUGUAAGUGCGUUUGAACCACCACGAAAUUCCACAAUGCGAUACACAUCGCAUUCAUCACCGCCUAAAGUGUGUUUUCAAACGAAAAAUAAUGUCAACGGACCACCAGCAGGUAAAUUUAUAUCUCCCCGCCGGGCAGGCAUCAAGCAACUAAGCCUGAAGCAAACCGGAGUCAAAUCCUCCAAUCCACCAGCAGGUAAAUUGGUAUCGCCCUGCCGGGUGCUGAUGAAGCGACUAAGUCCCAAACCAUCGGCACCAAAUGCAUCCAGCCAGUCCAAGGAUACAUUUAAAUCCCCUUGUCAAGUACGCAUAAAGCGCCUGGCGGCAGCCAUUCCAAAAAAUACAAGUGAUAUGAAGGAAUCCACGGACGAGGCUGUAGGACCAGAAAAGAGGCAUCGUUUUUUCCACAGGGAUGCGGCUCCUGCGCGUCGACAGUCCUCAAUAAAACGCAAUCUGUACGAAUAUUUGUCGCAGUCACAAACUACAGACUCUGAUACUGAAAAACGUGCCGAUCCCACGGCAGAUAUUAUAAAAAAGAUGGUAGACGAGGGCAGAGCGGUAAUGGUCACACGUUUGAAGACAACCGGUCGAUUUCGAGCCAAAGCCAUUAAGAAGAAAAUACGCCCUGUGGGCAAACGCAAGCAAUGCUCUCUACAAAGUUUGGCUGAGGAAGUUCCCGCCGCCGAUAACCAAGCGGAAGCAGUUCAGUUGGACAUCGCUGAGAAGGAACGUCCCAUAUCCCCAAUAUAUGAACCGGAUGAAAAUGCCAUGAGUGAUGAUGAUGAACCUUCAGAGUCUGUGCAAGUAACUGCACAGAUACACGGCAGACCCCAAAACCCGAACCAAAAUGUGAAAACGACGACAUUAAACAACUUGCAACGUUCGGUAUUGCUAAAACAGGCCAGCAAACACACGCCAGAUAGCUUAUCGAAGCGUCGCAAACUGUUAGAAGUAGCUCGAAAAUUUAUAAGCACGCCCGUGAAUCGAAAAAAUGCCACAGGCAUGAAUACGUCAGCAAUAUCGCCAAUUAUGCCAUCAUCAGGCGGCAAACGUCAAACUCCAGCCUCAUCUGGAAACGUGUCGCCGUGGCGUGUGUCCGACGAGGCGCCAUUACCCAAUACAUUCGUCUUUGGGCGCAAUAGCUCUCUGUUGCCUUCCUAUUCCAGUGAUUAUAUUCGUCGUCGGAACGUCUAUGUGCCCGAUGAAGAGCCACCGCCGUCAGCUCUCAUGGAAGAGUCAGUAGCGCCGUCAUUAAACGAUAACUCAACAGCCAAUGAUUCUAAUGGUGAAAACAUUCCUCCUGCGUCUCCUCAUCGAGUCAUGCAUAAAAGUCCAAAUGCAAGGCAGAAAAGUUUUGCAACUCCAUCGACGCCAACCGCAGUCAGCGGCCAAGAAAAUGAAAGCUCUGAAAAUUUUGUACACUUUCCGAAUCCUCGACGCACGCUUCAGCAUCGCAGUCCCCUUAAAGACAUUAAUAUAUUGGAUGUGGUUGUGUUGCCUUCGUGGAAGAAAAAUGCGGCAGUGCCGCCAGAAAAGACACCUGUAAAGCAAACAACAAAAGUUGCCGAACAAUUUUCGAGCAGGCGGAAAAGUGAAAGUCUAUUUGGCUUUGAGGAUACUCUCAAUGACACCGAAAAUAGACCUGAAAGUGCCAGCAGACAACAACAGAAUCAGUCUCUCAACCUCUUCGGCUUUGAAGAGUUUUUAAACGAGAGCGAGGAGCAGCAAAUUACUAUAAAUCCGAAUACCAAUAAAAAUAUUACGUUGCACGAUAAACUGCAGCGUAUUGGGUGCCUGCGACCAAAGGAACAGGAGCUGCCACAAGUAUCGAAAGCGCCUAUGCGUUAUGCAUACGAUGAUCCUGAAUUUCGUGCACCCAAACAACGCAAUAUCAAGGACAUGCUUUGCUCCACUAUGAUUGCAACGCCUCUAAAGACUCCAGCAAAUGAGUCUGCAAAUUUAUUCGGAGACCCAGAAGAAACAUUCGAUACAAAGAAACCUCGACGAACAUAUGUGAAGGAGAAGCCCAAACGGAAACGCAAACAACGUGUACAACUUUUUCCAGACACUGACUCAUCCGAGGAUGACGAGCAGGACUCGCACGAAUCUCCCCAGAAACAGCAGGCGAAAAAACGGGCCUGCUCGCGCAAAGAUACGGAGCAUAUGGCUAAAUUAGAAGAGUUCAUUACAAGCUUCAACAAAGAGUGCGAGGAGGUGGAAAAGUUUCAGCUCAUUAUUGAAUAAAAUAAAAAGAUAUCAUCACAUAGUUAGGGAAAAUGUGUGUAUAAUAGUAAGUAAACAAUGACAUUAUAGAAUUCAUUUAAGCAAAUAAGUUAAUAUUCUGUUGAUUUUUUUUAAUUUCAUCGUUUUAUGUUUAUAUAUUCACAAGUAUCGAAAUACGUAUUUUAUUUUAUUUU
Scaptodrosophila lebanonensis is the source of this 2770-nucleotide messenger RNA. RefSeq names its product protein dalmatian (gene dmt). The transcript has 5 exons. The coding region runs from base 54 to 2597 and encodes 847 amino acids. NCBI's taxonomy places the organism in Eukaryota, Metazoa, Arthropoda, Insecta, Diptera, Drosophilidae. The record is from RefSeq and is a predicted model, not a curated record.